AUGGAAGACCCAAGCAAUGUAACAGAAUUCGUUUUCUUGGGAAUCCUGCAAGGUUGGAAGAUGCAGCGAGUGGCCUUUGGUUUCUUCUUAAUGCUUUAUAUCCUGACAAUAGUGGGGAACCUGCUCAUUGUGGUCACUGUAAAUUUCAGUGGCUGCCUCAUCUCCCCUAUGUACUUCUUUCUCAGCUAUCUCUCCUUUGUAGAUGUCUGUUACUCCUCCACCACCACCCCAAAGAUGAUGACUGACUUGUUCAUAGAAAGGAAAACCAUCUCAUUCUAUGGCUGCAUGACUCAGCUCUUUGCUGUGCAUUUCUUUGGCUGCACAGAGAUCUUCCUGCUCACCGUCAUGGCCUAUGACCGUUAUGUGGCCAUCUGUCGCCCCUUGCACUAUACAGUCCUCAUGAGCCGCAGCAAGUGCCAGACCUUGGUGUUAGUACUUUGGGUUGGAGCAUUUCUGCAUUCCAUCAUUCAGACUGUCCUUACCAUCAGACUGCCCUUCUGUGGGCCCAAUGUGAUCGACCACUAUUUCUGCGAUGUCCAUCCCCUGCUGAAGCUUGCCUGCUCUGACACCUAUGCAGUAGGGCUCAUGGUGGUAGCUAACAGUGGCAUGAUCUCAUUGAUUGCCUUCUUCUGCCUGGUCAUCUCCUAUUCUGUUAUCUUGUUCACUCUGAGAAAUCAGUCAGCUGAGGGCAGGCGCAAGGCCCUCUCAACCUGCGGCUCUCAUGUUGUAGCUGUAUUGCUGUUCUUCGUCCCCUGCAUCUAUAUGUAUAUUCGCCCAACUACCACUUUUAAAGCAGAUAAACUGGUCACUUUGUUUAAUACAGUCAUGCCUCCCAUGCUAAAUCCCCUCAUCUAUACCCUUAGGAAUGCUGAAGUAAAAAAAGCUAUGAGGAAGCUAUGGAGGCAAAAAAUGACUUUAAGAGAAAAGUGA
This is a messenger RNA of Dromiciops gliroides (monito del monte), 930 nucleotides long. RefSeq names its product olfactory receptor 4S1-like. Gene Ontology annotation, molecular function: olfactory receptor activity; G protein-coupled receptor activity. The coding region runs from base 1 to 930 and encodes 309 amino acids. NCBI's taxonomy places the organism in Eukaryota, Metazoa, Chordata, Mammalia, Microbiotheria, Microbiotheriidae. The transcript has a single exon. The record is from RefSeq and is a predicted model, not a curated record. Gene Ontology annotation, cellular component: membrane. Gene Ontology annotation, biological process: G protein-coupled receptor signaling pathway.